Molecule: messenger RNA, 4380 nt
Organism: Alosa alosa (allis shad)
Lineage: Eukaryota; Metazoa; Chordata; Actinopteri; Clupeiformes; Clupeidae
Gene: wipf2a
Product: WAS/WASL interacting protein family, member 2a
Exons: 8
Coding region: 327-1730 (467 amino acids)
Molecular function (GO): actin binding
Source: RefSeq, a predicted model, not a curated record
UCUUCGGGGUUAUUCGGCAGUCUGCCUCCAUUUUGAACAGAUCACCAGUUUCCGGGUUUCUGAGAACUGGAGUCGGAGCAUAGACUGAGGAGCCACGAAGUUCGCGAGACGUAGUGGCAAGUAGCCCUAAACUUUACGCUGUCCCAGAUUUGUCCUUCACUUCGGCCUGUUACUGCACCGAUUCCAUCCUCUACUAUUUAUCACCAUGACGUUGUGGCCCAGGUGUCUGUGAGCGGCUGGCGAGAUUGCGAGCGCAGACGUUGGGAGCCUCUGACCUGACCUGACCUGACCUGAACGCUGCCUAGUGAGGGCACAGGGACGGCAGGAUGCCCAUCCCUCCGCCACCCCCCCCCCCUCCUGGACCCCCUCCACCCCCCACCUUCAACCAGGCAAACACGACGGCCCCCAAGCUCAGCAGAGACGAAGCCAAAGGCAGAGGGGCGCUUUUAAGUGACAUCCACAAAGGGGCCAGACUCAAGAAGGUGGCUGCUAUCAAUGACAGAAGUGCCCCCAUCAUCGAGAAAUCAGGAGGAGGUGGAUCCUCAGGAGGUGGAGGUGGUGGAGGUGGCGGUGGCGGCGGUAGCUUUGGCGGAGGACCGAUGCCCAUGGGAGGCCUGUUUGCCGGAGGUGUGCCCAAGCUUCGGCCAGUUGGAGAUGGUACUGUGGGCAGAUCCGCCCUCCGGCCCCCUGGCUCACGACCCUCUGCUCCUCGCCCACCCGGCCGGGCGGCGUCCCCCGCAGGUCGCCACGUCGACAGCGACCGCUCCUCGCCCCCGCCCCAGCCUCGCUCCCAACGCCCCUCUCUUCCUGACAUCUCCCGGCCCUCGAGCGGCGUCAGCUCCCUCUCUUCGUCCUCUUCCUCAUCCUCCGUGGGAGGGAUGAAGCACAGUGCGUCCGCCCCUCCUCCCCCGCCGCCCAUCGGUCGGCGCGGAAACCACGCACCCAAUCCCUCGCCUGGCCCGAAGCCUCCCAGCAGCUCCUCCCACAGCCGGGACAAGCCCCUCCCACCGCCACCGCACCACUCCUCCGGCCACUCCCGGAACCCUCCCAUCUCGCGCUCCUCCUCCUCCUCGUCUUCCUCCACCGUCGCCUCCACCCCUCCACCGCCCCCGCCGCCGUACCGGAACCCCCCGUCGGUCUCCAACGGCGACCCGGCCCCGGAGCUCCCACAGCGGAGGAACUCGCUGCACAACCGCAGCCACGGCGGCCACAACCGAACCCAGGCGCCGGCGCCCCCGCCCCCACCGCCAUCCAGCCAGGGGGGGCGCCCGCCGCCACCUGCUCGGGACCCACCCGGACGGAGAUCAGCUCCUCAGCUUCCACCAUCCAGCUCCCGAAACGGCAACCGAGACGCGCCCCCUCCACCGCCCCCUUACCGGAUGCACAGCGGCACCUCCGAGACCCCCGCGCGGGCGAAGGCUGCCCCACCCCUCUCCUCUCGGACCCCGGCCCAAGCCCCACCCCUCUCCUCUCGGACCCCGGCCCAAGCCCCGCCCCUCUCAUCUCGGACCCCAGCCCAAGCCCCACCUCCGCCUCCACCCCUCCGAAAUGGCAACUCCCACUCCAGGAGCAGCAGCGCUGCAGAUGACUUUGAAUCCAAGUUCAAUUUCCAUUCCAUUGAAGACCUCCCGCCUCCUGAGGAGUAUGUGCACUUUCCCAAGGUGUAUCCAAGCAAAGCCAACAAAGGUAUGACCAGGGGAGCCCCCCCAGCACCUCCAAUUAUGAGGUGAACAACGUCAGACUCUGGAUGAGGAUUCUAGGAGAUCAACCAAUGCACCGCUCCCUCAGUCUUUAAAGGAGGCGUAAUCGCUCUCUUGAGUCAAUCCGACUCUCUCUCUCUCUCUCUCUCUCCUCCACUUCCUACCUCUCGUCACUGUUCUUUUCUUUCUCUAUGCAGAAAACCCUCUUGACCACCAGCUAGAGCCAAGACAAUCAUUUUCUGACCCUGUUUUUGACUCGGCUUUGAAAAAAAAAAAGACACAACAACUGUGCACUUGUACUGCACCAACUGCACACUACAGAUCACUUGAAGAUAAAAAAACCACACAGGUUUCACCUUGCUUAGGCCAACAGUGCUGGCCUCCUCCACCAUGGAAAUCAUACUAGGCCACAGUGUAGCUGCAAUAGACAGGCCUCCAUCAGCUUGUCGUCUUGGCCAUGAAAACAUAGCUAUUUAUGAUUUGAAGCACUUAUCAGCUAGAUCUUCAUGUGCUUCCCAAGAAAGAAAAUGUCUGAUGCUCCUAGGGAUCUUGGAGAUGGAAAAUGUGGAACCUAAUCCUAAUCUGAUGAUUCCUUUUUUUUGUUUUCUGUUUUUGGUUGUUUUGUUUUAUUGGACCAUCAUCUUCGUGGCGGUUCUCACUGUGGGACAAUCAUUCCUUUUUGCAAACAAAGAUCACAAGUUGCCUUUCGAGUUCUUUGUCAAUAUUUGAUGAUGAUGACGACAACGACGAUGUCAUUUCCUCUUCCCUGUCAUUGUUGACACACAUGACACUAUGACACCACGGUUAGACCUUUGACACAGCAGUGCUGUGGGUCCUGUCGUUUACCUCACUCCCUCCCCCCACUGCACAGCUAGGGUUAUAUAGUGGAGUGGUGGCACGCACGCCAAAAACUCGUUUCGAUGAUGGACAUUUGUCGCUUGUUGUAUAGAGGGAUUCAGUUUGUGUCUGUUGUGUGCUUGGGUUCUAGCUCAGGCUUGGUUCCUUGAGUUGUUUGUCAAGAAAUAUUUGCACAAUGUUAAAAUGUGUACAAAUUAGAAAUGACACCCUCUUUUUUUGACUGCAUUUAGUUGACUUUAUAUUCAUGAUCCACUUGAGUAGGUAAACACUAUAUAAUAUUCAUUAUCACUUUGGUGGAAUAAACUGACAAUGAAUAACUGACAUUGAAAUCUAAGAUUAAACAUACCAUAGGCUACUCUUAGUGUCAGAGUUCACACUUUAAGGGCUGGUGUGCUCAAAUCUGUAAUAUAGUGUCAAUAUUUGGAUUUCUACUAUGACACAAUUGAUAAACCUUGAAUGACUAUGCUAUACAGUGAUGCAAACAUGGGGUAAUGCACUUGUGAUGGAGAUGCGAAACACUUAAGCAGUGACCAAUUUAAAUUCCAUUUUCUGUAAUUAUUCUAAACAUUUCUGUCACAGAGUUGGUCCUUCCAGGGGUGAACUGAUAUUGUUUACGAAUAUGAGGCUGAACACUAUAGGGACAAAGCUGUAUGUUCUCCUUGAUAAGCCUUAACACUACAUUGCUGCUUUUUAUGGCAUUGACAUUCCCAAGAUACAGUGAAUUAAUUAAUUCACAUUCCCAGGCCCAACUUGCCAAGCAGAUGCCCUAAUUUAAUGUGAAUUAGCCAGGGAUGUGGGUGGCAGUCCAUGCUUUCUGUACAGCCUUCACCCACUAGGGGGCAUUGUUGUCCUUAGCUCCCAGUCACUCCUUGUGAGCAUAAAAGAUGUGACUGCAAAAUCACUAUGUGACUACUCUCUGAUUGUUAUAGACACAACAAGCACAGCUUUAGAUUCCAAAAAUUAUUCCUCUUUCAUGUAAAUCAGUGGGUAGCCAUGUAAAGAAAUGUACCAUUGUUCAGGUUUUUCAGAUACCCCGUUUUGAUUUUUGAGAUUUGUGUUAAAUCAUUAUAAGGGGCAUUGGUUCUCCCUUUGAUAUGGGGGAAAAUAAGGGAUCUAUUAGCUUGCAAACAGUGUUUUUUAUUAUUAUUUUUUUCUUUUCCUUUGCCAAUGAAACCAUUUACCAAUUUGCCAGGUGAUUGUUGACCAAUUGUAACCUUUAAACAUGCCAUGCCAGUCUCCAUGAAAUGUUUGCCAUCGUAAACCUCCCUUUGUGCUGUACAUGUCAUCCCAAUGAUAUACUCAGACCCAUAAGACCUGUUCAGUGUGUAGGUUUAUGUGGUCACAGCAGCCCUCGUAGGCUUAUUGUUGCCUUAAAUUUGUCUGAAGUUAUCUCGGUACACAUGUGUUUUGCUACAUAUAUUCAGCAACAUUAAUAGUAGUAGUAAUAAUAAUGAACAUUUUGACAGCAGAAAAAUAAAAGUUCAAGAAAUAAACAGUAAUAUGUACAACAUAUGCAAAAAUGCUUAUCUUAGCCAAUAUUUUGUUUUUAAUAAUGUAAAGUCUUGUAAUAUAGCCUAGCUCUUGAGAGUAUUGAACGAGAUCACAGGAGUUUGGGGUAAUGUGAGAAACCGUUGUCACUCAUUAAGUGAUGUUGAUGCAAACAUAUCAGCGCUGAAUGUCUUGAGGGCAAGAGUUCUUCCUUUCCUCUGAAAUGUUCACCAGUUUUUGUUUGGUGUUUGUCAGCCAUGCUUAUCCUAGCUUUACACUCAUCAUAUCUAUCAAUGUUUUAUCAUUUGAAAUAAAAUACAUGAUUUUGGGGGAA